AUGAAUUCCAGGCAAGAAAAUCUGCCUGCUGGUGUCAUGAGCUUCUGGAUUGGUCAGACGAUGGAUGCUCUCAUGCCGACGACUAUCCUGACGGAAAUAACUUCCUUCCUAGCUGCCAAAGACAUGACUUCGGCUAUCGCAACUAUGGGAGGCAGUCUCGCUGCAGCCGUGAAAACAGAGUGA
Molecule: messenger RNA, 183 nt
Organism: Penicillium canescens
Lineage: Eukaryota; Fungi; Ascomycota; Eurotiomycetes; Eurotiales; Aspergillaceae
Exons: 1
Coding region: 1-183 (60 amino acids)
Source: RefSeq, a predicted model, not a curated record